This is a messenger RNA of Bufo gargarizans (Asiatic toad), 2939 nucleotides long. Its product is annotated as class I histocompatibility antigen, F10 alpha chain-like. Bases 66 to 1103 code for a protein of 345 amino acids. Gene Ontology annotation, cellular component: external side of plasma membrane. NCBI's taxonomy places the organism in Eukaryota, Metazoa, Chordata, Amphibia, Anura, Bufonidae. The record is from RefSeq and is a predicted model, not a curated record. Gene Ontology annotation, biological process: immune response. The transcript is spliced from 7 exons.
AGUUGUGUUUCCUUUCACUUUUCUUCCUGGUGUAUUUAUGUUAUUUGUGUUAUAUCACACACAGGAUGGAGGAGAUUUAUCUCACCCUGAUAUUUCAUGCCAUAUCCUGGGUGCACGCUGUGAGUCACUCCCUGCGCUAUUAUUACACGGGAGUCUCAGGCCCAGGAUCCGGGCUGCCUGAAUUCUCCAUAGUUGGUUACAUGGAUGAUCAGCAAACUGAGUUAUACAAUAGUGAUAUCGGCAAAUGUGUUCCUGUGGCUACGUGGGUGAGGAAGGAGAGACCUGAGCAAUGGUUGAAAAAGACACUGAUUAGUAAAGCAAACGAAGCUUUAUUCAAACAUGAAGUGAAGAUAGUGAUGAAGCGGUUCAACCAUACUGAAGGCUUCCAUUUUGCUCAGGUGAUGCACAGCUGUGAGCUGAAAGAUGACGGCAGCAUUGUAAGUUAUGAGGAGUUCCGAUAUGACGGAAGAGAAUACAUGUACCUGGAUAUAGAGACGGGAUUAUUCAUCUCUACCAUGGCCGAGGCUCAGAUCACCACGCAGAGAUGGAACAGCCCGGAUGUGAGAGCCGGGGAGAGAAUCAGGAAUUACCUAGCGAAUGAAUGCAUUGACCGGCUGAGGAGAUACGUUGUAUAUGGGAGAGAAGAUCUGGAGCGGAGAGUUCGGCCAGGGGUGAAGGUCACAGGUCGGAAAUCAGAUAAGGUCACAAAGCUUCACUGUCUUGUGUACGGAUUUCACCCCAGAGCUGUGGACGUGAAGUGGAUGAAGAAUGGUAUAGAUGAGGUUCCCUCCUAUGAGACCACACAUGUCCUCCCCAAUCCUGACGGCACCUAUCAGAUCAGGGUCAGUGUGGAAGUGAUCCCCAAAGAGGGCGAGAGAUACUCCUGUUAUGUGGAUCACAGCAGCCUGGAGGAGCCACUCCUUGUAAAACUAGAGCCAGAGCAGGACUCCCCCCUGAUGAUAAUCAUCAUCGUGGUCGUGGUUGUUCUUAUAUGUGUCAUUGCCGUGGUAGUUCUAUUCAAAAAAAUAAGGAACAGUUACACAGCGGCCAACACAUCUGAUACGCCAGCUGACACCAGUAAUGAAGUUGAUGAGGAAUUAUGAAGAAAAUGAAGUUGCCUGGCCUGAAGGAUGUAGGAUAUCACUAGGGCACAAGGAUAGCUGGACUUGUCCUUUCCCACACCGACUAUGACCAUUAUACCAACUUUACAGAAUUUGCUCUAGCGCUUUUCUAACAAAAAAACACAAAGGUAGUCAACAAUCAGGCCUAUGGAUCAGGAAUAUGGAUUAUUAUUUACUGUCAGCCAUGUUCCCACACCAGCCAUCUGCUGUCAGAUAGCAGAGGUAGUGAACUCCACAGGGGGGGGCCUGCUUCAAAGCCCGGCACUGCCUGUCGCCAAGGUCUAUUUGGACUGUGGCGCUAGUCGAGGAGUAAGGGAGGUGGGGGUAUCCUCAAAUAUCCGUGCCAGUGUUUUGCUGGGGACGGACCUGGGGCGCCUUGUGUCUAAGUACGUGGCCGCUGACACCCCGAGGUCCGAUCCCCCAGAAUGUGAUGCCAUGUCCACCCCUGUUGAUACUGUUAAUGUUCAUAAUAUGCCUGUUGAUGGGGAUGUGGGGGUGGGGGAUGUAAUGUGUGCCUCUCCCUUCAGUGGGGAAGGGGUCAUUUACAUUAAGCUAUUUUUCCAUUAAGCUAUUUUUAACCCCUAAAGACCAACUUUAGAACUUCAGGCUGCUAAUUUAUUCGAUUAUUUAAUUACUAUAAUAUAUUAUACCUUUCAAUGUAUCUGGUUACAUCAGGCAUAUAGCCAUGGCUGGCCCAGAUUAGUUCUCAAACUGCCAUAGCAACCCAUCAGUAACUCACAACGGAGUCAAGAUGGGCACUGAUUGGGUGAUAGAGGGGUAAUAUGUCAAACCACCUGGAUGCAGUGUCUCAUUAUUGACUGUAACAUCUCGAAUCAGAGUUCUCUUCAGUCCUGGACAAUGCAGUGGGAUGUGACUUGCUGAUGGUGCAGACACAGGUUCUUCCUAAGUGUCAUGUAUGGUAAAAUAACCACUAAAUUGCUAAACUGCAUAAGAUGCCCAUAAUCAUCAGGCUGGUCAUCAUACGACACAGAGAAAGAGUCCAUUACUGAACUCUAAAUACCAUAUAUGCAAAUAAUUAAACACUACUAGAAAAGGACAGUUUUGUCUUAAGCAAAUCUCGAUCUUCUAUCAUUGUGAUGGUCUUAGGUACAACAUUUUGCAGUAUAUCUUUAGAUCAGUAGCUGUAUUUUUCUAUAGCAUGCUACCUUUAGCCACCACUAGAAGGAGCAUGGGAGCAUACCGCAAACUGUCUGCUAAUGAGCUUAAUGUAUACAAAGUACCCUCAGUAAUGGUCGCCACAGUUCUACAGCAUUUUAUAUUGUAGGUUCUGCCUCAGAGGAGAGGAGCUCUGGUCACUGUAAAGAUAUAUUAAAUUAAUCUGCACAAAAUGUUGCCUAUUCAGAUUUAAUUUUUAAAAAAAAUAAUUUUCAUGGGUAGAUAUUUAUUUAAAGGACCAAAUAACAAUAUAUAUAUAUUUAUUUAAUUAUUUUUUUGUCUGUUGGCAUUCUGGUGGUCAAAAGAUUUCUAUUUCUAUUAUGAUAUACCUGUAUGAUGCUUUAUUUAUGAUUUUGUAGGACUAGUUGCACUUUUUUGGUACUAUUUCUAGGUACAUAUACUUUAGGUUUGUGGUUCAUUUAUGUUAAUUUUUAGUUUGUAGAAAAUACUGAAAAAAGUGUCAUUCACCAGUCACUUUAAAUAAUAAUAUGAGUGUAUUAUUUGGUUAUUAUUUGGUUAUUACUGUACAAAUAAUUUGUGUGAUUUCUUUAUUGUAGCAUUCAAGGGGUUAAAAUGACUUGUAAGGUUUCUCUGCUCUCAAUCAUUUUUUUGGGGGCCUUUUUAAUAAAAACAAAAACAUGG